Molecule: messenger RNA, 1489 nt
Organism: Cucumis sativus (cucumber)
Lineage: Eukaryota; Viridiplantae; Streptophyta; Magnoliopsida; Cucurbitales; Cucurbitaceae
Exons: 2
Coding region: 315-1400 (361 amino acids)
Molecular function (GO): nucleotide binding
Source: RefSeq, a predicted model, not a curated record
UAAUUAGAUGAGGGGAGGUAUCGAGGCAGGGACGAGGAAUGCAUUCCUUGUUUUGUUCUUGUUUAGUUUACGAAGAGUUUUUUUUCUCUCGCUCCCUCCCCCAUUCUCCACCUAGUGGGGAAUCUCUGUAUUGUUUUGGAGUGAUUCCCGUGGAAAAACUUGACAUCUCUAGUCUUGUUAUUUUAAGAUGUCUAGAAAUAAUUUAGAUGCUCAUCCUAUACAAAUGUUGAGUCUAUAAUAACUAAAUUGAAUUUAAAAAAAUCUAGUUGUUUGUUCUUUUUCACAUUUCUUCCUAAAAUCUUUAAGGUUCAAAGAUGGGCGACUCAAUGGUCCGUUUUGGAAUCAUUGGAGUAGCAAAGAUUGCUAAAAAAAUUUCUCGAGCUAUUGCUCUUGCUCCCAACGCCACUCUCUUCGCAAUUGGUAGUCGUUCAAUCGAAAAAGCCUCAAAUUUUGCUUUCGAUAAUGGGUUGAGUUCUGAGGUCAAAAUCUAUGGUUCUUAUGAAGUUGUGCUUGAUGAUCCUGAUGUCGACGUUGUCUAUAUUCCCCUUCCGACUAGUCUUCACUUGCGUUGGGCCGUGCUCGCCGCUGAGAAGAAGAAGCAUGUGCUCAUCGAGAAGCCCGUAGCUCUUAGUGUAGUUGAGUUAGAUAUGAUUCUUGAAGCUUGUAAGGUCAAUGGAGUUCAAUUCAUGGAUGGUACCAUGUGGAUGCACAGUCCUCGUACUGCUAAGAUGAAGGAGUUUCUUUGUGAUGCAAAAAUGUUUGGUCAACUCAAAUCGGUACAUAGUAUUUACACUUUUGAAGUUGAUUCUAGCUUCCUAGCGAAUGAUAUUCGCACAAAACCUGACCUUGAUGGAUUUGGUGCUUUGGGUGAUAUUGGAUGGUAUUGUAUUCGUGCAAUCCUGUUUGCUGCCGACUUCAAAUUACCAAAAAAAGUGAUUGCCUUUCCUAAUCCUGUUCUGAACGAAUCGGGCGUGAUUUUAUCUUGUGGAUGCUCUCUUUUUUGGGAUGAUGGAAAACUAGCAACUUUCUACUGCUCUUUCUUAGAAUACAUGACCCAGAAUAUGACUGUUAUAGGAACAAAUGGGACAUUACAUCUAACUGACUUUGGUAUACCUUACACAGAGAAAGAGUUACGUUUCUACACCAAUUCAAAAUAUGGGUUCAUUGAACACGUGGCCAGUUCGAAACCUCUACCAAACAUUCACAUCAUCCCUACCGAUCUUCCUCAGGAGGCCCAUAUGGUGAUGGAAUUUUCUCAUUUGGUUAAACAAAUCAAAGAAAAUGGCUCCAAACCUGAGGAAAAAUGGCCAACCAUGAGUAAAAAAACUCAACUGGUGCUCGAUGCAGUGAAGGCAUCACUAGAUCGAGGAUCCGAAGUUGUUGAAGUAGGACAGAUGUGAUUCUUUGUCUAUGAGUAUGAUCAUGUUUUCCUUUGAUAUAUAAAAUAAUAAAACCAAAGUUAGUAAAAAAAAUAAUUGAAUUUAACAAA